UUUCUUUAUAACACACGAGUUUCACCUCCCUGUGUCCCUUCCGUGGAAUUGGCCCUGUGCUGACAGCUCCCUUGGGUGAUUAUUAACUUUCUGGUUCCCCUCCGGCGAGAAGAGCAGCAAGGCUCCCGCGGGGGGACUUGGGCCGGGUUGGGUACAGGCUGUUACAGACUCCUUGGCUUUGCAGGGCCCAGCCCGGAGAGGCCGAAGAGCCGGGGCCGGACCUGGACGCUGCCGGGGCAGGCGCCGCAGGGCUGCCCUGUCUCUUUAAGCCCAGCCUUGCGGCGCCUUCUGCCUUCCCCCUGAAGGGCAGGGCCCCGGCAGGGAGUCGGAAACUCGCCCGGCCGAGCCGAGCGGAGAGGCGGGCGGGGCUGCCCAGCGAUCUAGCCGCGGCUAUGGAGGGGCUGGGGGCCCUGCUGCUGCUCCUCUUGCUCUCGCUUUGCCUCCUGGCCUUCGGAGUUUACUGCUGCUACGUGCGAGCCAUCCACGCGAAGUACGAUCACAUCCCCGGCGCCCCGAGAGCGAGCUUUUUACUGGGACACCUGCCAAUCGUCUGGAGGAUGCUAAAGAAAAAUGAGCUGGCACUUGAUCUCUUCUUACAAUGGGCAGAGGAGUAUGGCCCCAUUGUGCGUUUUAAUACUUUUCACAGAGUCUGGCUAAUGGUUCUAAGUCCAGAAGGAGUAAAGGAGUUCCUGAUGAUACCACAGUACCCGAAGGAUAGAAUAACAUAUGGCAAACUCUCUGCUCUAUUUGGCGUGAGAUUUUUAGGGAAUGGUUUAGUGACUGAUCUUAACCAUGAUCACUGGUACAAGCAACGGAGAAUUAUGGAUCCAGCUUUCAGCCGAACCUACCUGAUUGGUUUGAUGGAAACCUUUAAUGAAAAAGCAGAGGAGCUGAUGGAGAAGCUAGAGGAAAAAGCAGAUGGAAAAACUGAAGUGGACAUCAUGAGCAUGAUGAGCCGAGUGACUCUGGAUGUUCUUGCAAAGGUGGCCUUUGGCAUAGAAUUAAACACGCUGCAGGAUGAUCAGACACCUUUCCCACAUGCCGUGUCCAUGGUCAUGAAAGGAAUGAACGAGAUACGUGUCCCAUUUGUGCAGUACAUUCCAGGAAAACAAAAAUUGAUAAAGGAGAUCCGGGAAAGUGUGAGACUGCUGCGCCGUGUAGGAAAGGAAUGCAUUGAGCGGAGGCGAGAGGCAAUCCAGAAUGGGGAGGAAGUCCCACAAGAUAUUCUUACACAGAUCCUGAAAGGGGAUGCAGCUCAGGAGGAGACGAGAGAUGAUGAAACUAUUCUGGAUAACUUUGUCACUUUCUUCAUUGCUGGUCAUGAGACAACUUCUAAUCAGUUAUCAUUUACAAUAAUGGAACUGGGACGGCAACCUGAAAUAUUAGAAAGACUUCAUGCUGAAGUGGAUGAGGUUAUUGGAGCCAAGAGGGACAUUGACUAUGAAGAUCUUGGGAAGCUGGAGUACUUGUCACAGGUUCUCAAAGAAUCCCUCCGAUUAUACCCUCCUGUUUCAGGGACCAUACGUUGGACAGGAAAGGAAAAUAUCAUUGAAGGCAUCAGAAUUCCAGCAAACACUACUCUCUUUUUCAGCACAUAUGUCAUGGGAAGACUGGAAAAGUUUUUCAAGGACCCACUGACCUUUAAUCCUGACCGAUUUAGCAAAGAUGCACCAAAGCCAUAUUUUACCUAUUUUCCAUUUUCUUUGGGACCCCGUUCCUGUAUUGGACAGAUAUUUUCACAGAUGGAGGCUAAAGUGGUGAUGGCAAAACUGCUUCAGAGGUUUGAAUUUCAGCUGGUGCCAGGGCAGAGCUUUACAAUUAUGGAUACAGGAACCUUUAGACCAAAAGACGGCGUAGUGUGCAUAUUGAAACCACGGAUCAUUACAAAAGGGUCCCAAAAAUAACGGGAGUGGGGAGCAAUGGAGUCAAAUGGUGGUGGAGUUUCCCCACGGAUUUUAGAGAUUUUUGCAAUCACUUUUGAGGGGUGCUAUUUAGAAAAUGUUGUUAGCCCACCCCGUAAUUACUGUGGAGAAGUUUAGGAGUUUCAGUGUGGAUGUUUAUUUGAAUCUUGUUGAUCUGGAAGCUUUGCAAAAAGCAGACUUUUAAUCCGGUACUGCUUGGUUCUCAUCAGACUUGGAAAAACCACAAGAAUAUCAUCUCUCGCUCUGCUACAUAUGAUGACAAACAAACCUAAAGCCAAAUCCUGGUCCAGAUUUUUCACUGAUUUCAGUGGAACCAUUGGGCAUAAGUUCAGAAGCACAUGAGCACUUAAACAAUGAAUCAAACACUUGGUUGAAUUGUACAGCAGUUUUGGUUUGAGUUUGGGGGUAAAAGCUUGAGUUCAUUCUUAUUGCACCCAAAUCAUUUCCCCCACCCAUGCUGUAAACUGCAAUAGUGCAUGUUAUCUUUGCUGUGAAUAUGAUUCAGCAUAUGAAAACUAAUGGCAGGGGAGGGGAUCAGAAGCUACAUCUAUUGUCUAUCCUAGACCUGUGCAAAUACUGGAUUUUCUGGUUCAUUGGCAAUUCCAAAAUACCGGUAGAUUAAAAUAAUUGUUUCAGAAUGAGCAAAAAAUGAAUUUUUUACAAAAAAUUUUUGGCAACUCAAAAAAGUAAAAAAAAAAAAAAAAAAAUUAGAUUUAACAAAAUGUUUUGAUUUCAAGCUUUUUUUAUGUUUUUAAUAGUUUGGUUUUUAAUAAAAUGAAGGUAAAUUUCUAAAUGAAAAGUUUUGAACCAAAACAUUGAAACGUUUCGUUUUGAAAAUUUCAAUGAAGCAUUUCAGUUUUUUGUGAACUUUCUUUCUUUUUAGGGUUUUUUUCAGCCAAAGUAAUUGGACAAAACUGCCAUGAAUUCGUAAAACAUUUUGGUAUUGCUCACUUGGCAUUUUUGCCAAAAAAUGUGCCCAUAUCUAGUCUUUCCUCCUUUCUUGUCUGUCUCUCACUCUCUUUCACACUGUCCUUCUCUCCAAUCCCAGUCCAUGUUGCUCAGUGAACACACAGUGGAAGCAAAAGUUGUGCUGUGUCUUAGCAUUACCCUGUACUACUUCUACAGCUGACAUUAGCUAGAUUGUAAUAUGACAGUGCUCCAUGCCUGACAAAGCACUCAGCUGGAUUAGCUUCCAAAUGGCCGAUCUCAAUUAAAGGAAGAACUACUUGGGAAAACGCUACUGUUUAGAAAUAGAUGGUAAUUAAUAGAUGAUGGGGAACAUGACCCUGUCUUGGAUAAAAGGGAGUUCAGGAUAAUUGGAGCUGAACUGUGUUCUUUAUCUCUUCCAAUUAAGAUGGGCAGAAGACAAGCUGUGAUGUGGUACAGUAUCCAUCUGUUCCUGUAGGGCCAGAUUGUAAUGCCGCUUACCCUGAGUUCCCAUUUACUUCAGUGGGACAGCUCAUGGGCUAAGGUACUAUUCAGCAUAAAUAAGGGCAUGAUAAUCUGGUCUAUCGCAUUGAUGCUAUCACUCCGACAGCAUUACUGUCUUCGGUAAUGUCCUAAGGUACACAUGCAGUCAGGUAUAAGGCCCUGCAGUUGCGCUUGCUCAGUCACCUGCCAGCCAAAUGAGCACAGCUGGGAUGCAUCCACUAGACCACCUGAUGGAUUGCCCCACCUGGUUGGCUGAGGAAGCUAGCAGGCUUGCUCUUCAGCCCAACGGCAGCAAUUCACUGGCUGCUCAAUGCAUGUGCCUGUGGUUAUGCUCUGUUUCUGUGCUCAGGUUGCUCCAAGCCCUGCUUUUGCAUUGCUCCUCCCUGACAAAUAAAGGGACUCUAUCUUUCUCUCCAAGUAUGUUGCUAGAGGUUAAUAUGGGACCGUGCCAGAUGCCUUUUUUCUUAAAGGCCAGCUGGGGACAUUGCAGAGGUCUGGAUGCCCUAUCGGAUGAGGGCUGUUGUGAUAAUUGGUCCUACAAAGAUACCCUAAUUGUGACCUCAACUGUGAAAAGUGAAUAACAGUUCAUAGAAGUGAUGCAAUAGCCAAUAAUGUUGACGGGAAAAGGUGAAAAAGAUGGAAUUAGUCCAGACAAAAAGGCCUAGUAAUAUACUCCAAGAACUGCGUUAAGAUCAUGCCUGAUAAACAAGAACAGUGUGAGACUGGAAGUCAAUGAACCAAAAUUGGUGUGUUGGAAAUUAGGCCUAAUUUGUGGACAAAAUAUGAGGGGGUGGGCGAUUCCGCCUACUGAUCCUCAAAAAGAGACUUUGAGUGGGAAAGGCUACUGGGCUGCUGGCUGACUGAAAGACAAGAGAAGGAACAAGCUUCUCUUCACAGUUGCCACCUCAACCAUCUCCAGGGCCUUGAACUUUCUCUCUCUAAUCCUGAAAGAUGUCUUGAGCAGACUGAGCCAGAGAGAGUGAACCAGUUGACAUCACCAGUUUCGGCUAAAUCCCAUAUGCCACCUAAGAGGUGAGACUUUGACUGACGAAUAUACACGUUUGUGUGUUUCUUCCCCAUCUUCAACAACAGCUCCAGCCGAAUGCAACUAACUUCUUCUCUCCCCCCGCCAAAGGACAAUUUUUACCAUCUUUGUUACCAUCAAAGACUGUGGUUUUUAACCUUUUUUCUUUUGCAGACCCCUAAAAAAUUUCAAAUGAGGGUGCAGACUAGUUUGGAAAUCUUCGACAUAGUAUGCAGACCCACCAGGGAUCUACAGACCACAGGUUGAAAACUCACUGUUUUAUGGAACAACAACCUUUCAUGGACCCCUUAGACAUAGUUUGUGGACCCCAGAUUGAAACCACUGAUCUACGAGACUGUCAAACAAGGGAGGGAGUUCCUUUGAAAAGGAAACAAGGGAUGUUAUUAAAAUGAAAGCCUUACUUAAUAUUUUUCAAAUGAUUUAACUGUUCUUCCUCCUUUUCUGUAUCUUUAAUUAAAGACUAAAAUUAUGUUCAAUGAUGAUGUGUUUUCCAUGGUACUUGUAGUCCAUAGGGCUAGCCUAUUAGGUUGCUAUAUUAUAUAUCCUGUCUUUAUUGGCUGGUUUGAUUAUAUUAUUAUGGCUUAUAUUUUUGUACUGGAUAAUUUUUGUAAACAUUACAUCAUUAUAUUUGGCUAUAAUGCAGGAACCUGGAUCCUGUAUUAUUAACUAGAGCAAAUUUGCAUGAGUGUUUGUAACCUGUGGCAUAGAUAAAUGGCCUACUGGUUAUCCUUUUAGACUUUGGGAAACUGAAUGUGUUUACCAAUUCUGGGACAUACUAAUAACCACAAGGUACACCACAAGAACAUGGAAGUAACGGUUCAGGCCAAAGGUAAUGAUGUCAGAUAAUGGGCAUUAAUAUGUAUGAGUAUGGUAGAAUAAGUGUACCCUAAGAUUAGGGGGGUGAGGAAAUGUGAUUUGGGCAUGGAAGAUUGGGCACUGACAUGAAUAUUCAGGAUAGUGCCAAGACUCUAUAAGAGGGCAAACCACCAUAUGGAAAUUAUUCUUCUAGAUCUUUAGUUCCCCUUUGUUUAGUUACCAGCUUAUUUUUUGCAGUAAAACUUAGUUACUCAACACUGACUCUGCUCUCCGCCAUCUUGGCAUUGAGGAACUUGGACCAUCGGACUCAUCUAGCAUGCCAGAGGUGAGGCUGGUCCUGUGUCUCUUAUCACCAGGUCCACAAGAAGGGUGUUAAUAUGCUAGUUUAAUUAGCAUUUGUGAGGAAUGUUACCAUGGGUACUAUUAGAACGGUAUUAUUUCUUUUUAAUUCUGAGGUCUGGAGCUUUAAUGACUUUUUCCUUUAAUAAAAAUCUCUGCUUUGUUCUCAGCAUGAGUGUGCUUGCCACUCACCCUGCCACUCACCCUGAGGGUCCUUACAAAAUAUUGAACUCUCUGCGUUGAAUUUUGUAGCCUGAUUUCAGGACAAGAACCUGAUUAUCUUCUGUUCAGAUCAUUGGUGUGCCUGUAAUAAAUCAUCCCUUUAAAAAUCAA
Messenger RNA from Chelonia mydas (Green sea turtle), 5886 nucleotides. RefSeq names its product cholesterol 24-hydroxylase. The record is from RefSeq and is a predicted model, not a curated record. NCBI's taxonomy places the organism in Eukaryota, Metazoa, Chordata, Testudines, Cheloniidae. Gene Ontology annotation, molecular function: heme binding; cholesterol 24-hydroxylase activity; iron ion binding. Gene Ontology annotation, biological process: cholesterol catabolic process. Bases 393 to 1904 code for a protein of 503 amino acids. The transcript has 15 exons.